Molecule: messenger RNA, 1383 nt
Organism: Sclerotinia sclerotiorum 1980 UF-70
Lineage: Eukaryota; Fungi; Ascomycota; Leotiomycetes; Helotiales; Sclerotiniaceae
Exons: 2
Coding region: 1-1383 (460 amino acids)
Source: RefSeq, a predicted model, not a curated record
AUGGGAGGUUCAUGGUUUCCCACCGGGAAGGAGGUUCGUGAUGGAUGGAGAUUAGAUAUCGUGUCGCUAUUGGCAGUCAUAGGAGAAUCUGCCAUGGCUGAACACUCUCAAGCCAUGACGUCCUCAUGGAUGUGCAUGCUUCCUCGAAUCAUCCCCGCACCACAAGUCCUCCUCAAAUCCUCCCGUCCUUCUCGAAUGCCACAAGUCAACGCCGCUGUUGUCGGUGUUCAUAAUGGAGUUUACGUACAAUCUCUAAACUUUUUUCCGAAUAUUAUACAUCCAAUAGAAGAGCUCAAGCCUUUUCAGUUCAAAGUUUUCGAAAUCAAGCAUAGGAAUUCCCCGAGGCAGUUAGCGUCUCCAUCUACAUCUACAAACAAAGAUAGACAGGUUUCGGCUUCAAGUAGUAUUGAAACUGCGCAUCUAGAAAGUGGGACGAAAGUUCAACCUCGACGACGGGACACUCUCGCAGCCAGAAUUACUCAUCGCGCAGCUAGCCUAGAUGGUAAGAAACCUCAUGUACCAGCUAAAUUCUGGUCCCCUCUCAACUGCUUAUCUCUUAUAUCAUUUUUCUUGACCAUUGGUCUUUUCAUAUGGGCAGUAUUAACUCAUGACGGAACUGCUUGCGUUGCCCUUUUCACCAUCUCUCUUGCCUCAUCUAUUGUAGGUUACGCAUCAUGCUGGUCACCUGCACUCAUGAAUCGCAAUAACAAUAGCAAAGUUCCACUGGGUGACGUUGUGAUCCGAACCAGGGAAGGCGCCUUUAUCGUAGUCAGAUGUGAUGAGGAGGUUGCCCGGGAAUUGUACAACGGAACUGAAGAAUGUCAAUAUUACGUCGAUACGGACCCGUACCGAGUACUCGUCGGCAUUGGUACCUUCUUACUCAUGGUAUCAGUCGUGCUUCUCGGAAAUUGUGAUUUCCAAAUGCAAAUUUCCAUCGGUGCAUCCUACAUAGUUCUCAAUGGCGCAUUCUGGGGCGUAGCUCUCAUGAACAAGGGGAGAUUCUGGGAUCUGUCGAGUUAUGUAUGGGAAGACGUUACGCCGGGAUCAGCACGGGAAGCACAUUUAGCUCAGGAUGAAAACGAUGUUGAAGGAAAGCCUUCGUUUACACGAACACUAUGGUACGCGAUCCGAGAGACAAAGAAAAUCGGCUGGGUGAAGACUAGUGGAGCGGCACCAAAAACAGUAAAAUGGGAGCAGUGGUUGAGAAAGGCGGAAGCCGAAGCUGUCAAGGGAAACUGGAGCUGGGAUGCCGUUCAUCAGAAGGAUGCAACGGUUGGUGAAUCGGACUCGGUACCACAGGCAGAAGCGGCAUUCAAAGAUACUGCUGCUGAACAUGCUCCUGCGGUACAAGUUCCUAUGCAGGAUAGAGUUGGCACUGAAUGA